Juglans regia (Persian walnut) is the source of this 1161-nucleotide messenger RNA. RefSeq names its product gibberellin 2-beta-dioxygenase 6-like. Gene Ontology annotation, molecular function: dioxygenase activity. Bases 21 to 1058 code for a protein of 345 amino acids. The transcript has 3 exons. Lineage: Eukaryota; Viridiplantae; Streptophyta; Magnoliopsida; Fagales; Juglandaceae. The record is from RefSeq and is a predicted model, not a curated record.
CAGAGUGAAAACUGCAAAACAUGUCUGAAUUAUCUAAUUCUGCAGAAGUUAAUUUUGAGUCUUACCCUCCUAUCUUUCGCCGGCUGCCGGAGAGCCAGACCCAGAACUUAGACACCGCGGUUGCUGAUGCUAUCAACAAUGUCGACAUCCCAGAUUCCGACCCCAUACCUGUCAUCGAUCUCCAAUGCUUAAACCUUGACAGUCUCGGAGAAGCUUGCAGAAAUUGGGGUCUUUUUCGUUUAGUCAACCAUGGGAUUCCUCCUGCUCUUUUGAGCCAGCUUCAAGACCAUGCCAGCAAGCUUUUUUCGCUUUCAUUCGAAUUCAAGCAGAGCCUCUUUAGCAGCCCUUUGUCGUACUUUUGGGGCACCCCUGCCCUUACUCCAUCGGGUGCAGCCCUACUGAGAGGCCCCCAGAAGAGUAUUAGCUGGGUUGAAGGGUUCAAUGUUCCUCUUGGUAGUCCACUCUCGCAGCUGGAACCUGAAGAUCCCGUACUUGCUUCUUUCAGAUUGCUGCUAGAAGAAUAUGGAAAGCAUCUGGCUAGACUUGCUACCAAAAUAUUUGAGGCAAUGGUGAUGAAACUCAGUCUGAAUUUAGAAGAAGUCAAGUCCAAUCUAUCGGAAUCCACAGGAUAUGUACGUAUUUACCGCUACCCACUACACUCCAUGGCUAACUCUACAUGGGGCCUCGACGCGCACACAGAUAGCUCAGUGUUGUCCAUUUUGAGCCAAUACGAAGUGGGUGGACUUGAAGUCCUCAAAGACAGUAAAUGGCUCCAAGUUAAACCUUUGUCCAACACUCUACUCGUCAAUCUUGGAGAUAUGAUGCAGGCAAUAAGCAACGACGAGUACAAGAGUGUGGAGCACAGGGUCAAGCUAAAUAAACAGAAAGAGAGGAUCUCAAUCUGCUACUUUGUGUUCCCAGAUGAAGGCAGUGUGAUUCGGAGUUCCAAGUACAAGCCCUUUACAUACACUGAUUUCCGAGCACGAGUGCAAGAAGAAUUGAAGACCCUUGGGUUUAAAGUUGGGCUUAGAAAUUUCAAGCUUACUCAGGCCUCUUAAGCCCAUUGGACUUGCAAAUAAUGCUCUAUAGGACUUGCAAAAUAUAGUUUCUUUUCUUUUUGUUUUUGGAUAACAUGCAUAUGAAGGUUUUUCUAGUUUGAGU